AUGGGGAGUGAGAGUAGGCGGGAGCAUCGAGAAAGGAAAGAAGAAAAGAAACGAGACCGCUCCAGGGACAGAUCGCCUCGUUAUGAUAAGAACAGUCGUGAAAAACGAGAUAGGCGUAGAAGUCGUUCACCGAGAAAGAGAGAAAGGGAACGAGACAGAAGUAAGUCUAAAGAAAGAAACCGGGACAAGAAGCGCGAGAGGAAGGAGAAGGAACUCGACCUAGCAGAAAUUGUUACAAUGACUGAUAAGGAUGAAGCAGACAGAAAACUUGAACUGGAGAUGCAAAAAAGGAGGGAAAGGAUUGAGAAGUGGAGGAAGGAGAGAAAGAAAGCGGACCCGGAAGCAAAAGACGAAGAAAAAAAGGAGGAAACAAAAGAACAUACAUGGACGUUGGAUAAUGAGGAAGACGAUGAUGAACAGCCAGUUCAGUCCGAGUCGAAAGACGAGCAAAAACCGGUUGAAGCGGAUGACGAUGAAGUGGACCCUUUAGAUGCGUAUAUGGCUGAAGUGAAUAAAGAAGUGCGGGCUACGAAAUAUGGAGGGCAAAAGGUGAAAGAUGGAAAGGCGCGAAUUGUUGUCAUAAGCAGUGAAUCGACUGUCGAACCGAAGAAAGGAGAAAUUAUAGAAGCGGAAGAUGAAAUAGAGCAAGUCAUUGAUGAUUUUGACAUUGAAAAAGCAGCUUCCUCGCUCAUAGCGAAAGGUCGACAACUCCCUCAAACUGAUCAUUCAAAGGUGUAUUACCGGCCUUUCCGAAAAGAUUUUUAUGUGGAAACUGCAGAACUUGCCAAAAUGAGUAAGAAAGAAGUUGAUGCGUAUAGGGAAGAAUUGGACAUUCGUGUAAGAGGGAAAAACUGUCCUAAACCUGUGAAAACUUGGGCACAGUGCGGAGUUGAGUAUAAAAUUUUAACGACCCUAAAAAAGCUUGGUUAUUCAAAACCAACUCCUGUUCAAGCUCAAGGCAUUCCAGCCAUCAUGAGUGGGCGAGAUGUAAUUGGUAUUGCUAAAACUGGAAGUGGCAAGACUCUUGCAUUUUUGCUGCCUAUGUUUCGACACAUAAUGGACCAGCCAGAGUUAGAAGAAUUAGAUGGACCCAUAGCUGUUAUAAUGUCUCCAACAAGAGAGUUGGCUAUGCAGACAGCAAAGGAGGCUAAUAAAUUUGCUAAGCAACUUGGUAUUCGAGUGGUAUGUGUUUACGGAGGUGUUGGAAUUUCAGAUCAAAUUAGUGACCUGAAAAAAGGUGCAGAAGUGAUAGUAUGCACUGUGGGACGACUCACUGACAUGCUUGCCGCGAAUAAAGGGAAAGUCACUAAUUUACGUCGAGUGACAUAUCUGGUUUUAGACGAGGCAGAUCGCAUGUUUGAUAUGGGCUUUGAACCUCAAGUUAUGAAAAUUGUUAACAAUAUUCGACCAGAUCGACAAACUGUAAUGUUUUCUGCUACAUUUCCUCGGCAGAUGGAGGCGUUGGCUAGAAAAAUUCUUGACAAGCCUAUUGAAGUUCAAGUUGGUGGUAAAAGCGUUGUUUGUGACGAUGUUAGCCAGAAUGUUGUGAUUUUGGAAGAACAUCAGAAGAUGUUGAAGCUUCUUGAAUUGCUUGGUGUUUAUUGGGAGCAUGGGAAUGUUUUGGUCUUUGUGGAUAAACAAGAGAAAGCGGACGACCUCGUUGCUCAGCUGAUGAGAAGUGGUUAUAAUUGUGCGCCACUUCAUGGAGGAAUUGAUCAGUUUGAUCGGGACUCUACUAUUCUCGACUUUAAGGCUGGUAAAAUUAAACUUCUGGUCGCCACCUCAGUUGCAGCACGUGGUCUCGACGUCAAAAAGCUGAUUUUAGUUGUAAAUUAUGAUUGCCCCAAUCACUAUGAAGAUUAUGUACAUCGUGUUGGACGUACAGGAAGGGCUGGUAAUAAAGGAUAUGCAUACACUUUUAUACUACCACAAAAUCAGGAACGUAUGGCAGGUGAAGUCUGCCGUGCAUUUGAAACAGCGGGAAAAGAACCACCGGAGCAGCUGAAAAAAAUGUGGGAGGAUUACAAAGCUGAAAUGGCCGCACAGGGAAAGACAGUUCAUAUUGGAGGAACUGGUUUUUCUGGCAGUGGUUAUAAAUAUGAUCAAGCUGAAGACGAAAAAGAAGCGACAAGAAGAAAAGUGACACGUUUAGUCCAUGGAAUGGAAACUGCUAUGGACGAUGAUGAUGACGAAGAAAUCGAGCAACAGUUAAGCAGUAUGAUGAAGGGUAGCACCCGUGUCGUGCAAGGUUACAGCUCUCAUGGUACACCUUCAUCAACAGCUGUGGGAGAUAAAAUUGAAAAGGCGAGGGCAUUGGCUGCAAAAAUUGCAGAGGCAAAACAACUUGGUGUGACGGCCCCAAUCGAGAAAGAUGCAACUUCAUUAACUGCAGAGGCUGUAAUGCGGGGUAGUGAUGCUGCACCUAUUGCACUUUCUGCGAAGUCAAUAGCUAAACAAAAAGCGGAACAGUUGAACGAACGAUUGAAUUAUAUGCCGUCAGAACUUUUGCCUGGAGUAGAAACAGAAGCAGAAUUGCAGUACUUUGAGGAGGAAUUAGAAAUCAAUGAUUUCCCGCAACAGAUUAGAUAUCGCAUCUGUUCAAGGGACAGUUUGGCCCAAGUCCAAGAAUAUGCUGAUGUUGGAAUAUCCGUAAAAGGAUCUUAUUAUCCUAAUAAUAAAGAACCGAAAAACGGGGAAAGGAAGCUGUUUCUUUUCCUUGAAGCACGUUCUGAACUUGCUCUCCGGAGAGCCAGAGAAGAGAUUUUACGUAUAAUGAAGGACGCUUUUCGACAGAUGACACAAACUGGUGGAAGAAGUGCCAGUACUGCGGGGCGUUACAGACUGUUUUAA
Enterobius vermicularis (human pinworm) is the source of this 2850-nucleotide messenger RNA. The record is from the annotation of a GenBank genome assembly. NCBI's taxonomy places the organism in Eukaryota, Metazoa, Nematoda, Chromadorea, Rhabditida, Oxyuridae.